GGUGGUUCAGUCCAUUUUCCUUGCAGAGAAACAUUUCCUUUCCCUGCCUGUGUCUGCCGUUCGGUUCCCCGCUGUGGCAGCCGCGCAGUGCGGGCAGUAGGCACCCUCCCGCGCGAUGGGAUGAGACGCGAUGGGAUGCGGGGCGCGCCGUGGCCCGGCGGAGCCCUGUGGCUCCCUCCCCACCUGCCCGCCGGGUGGUACAGUCUGCAGAGGGACUCCUGUAAUGUACCGCAGCUCGCCCAGCCCGCGCAGAUGCCGAACCGCGAUUACUCCGCUGUGUAAUUGAAAUCCGUUCGGAUUUGUGAUGAUAUCUUAGCCAAGUCCAGAGGAAGAAAUGACCAUGUAGAUUCUACAGCUUGGGUGCAGCAUAAUGGGCAAUGGUGAAUGGAGUGGAGCUGGUCUGCAGCCUUGAAAGCAGCCGUCCUGCAGACCACUAGCCAGUCAGGGACACCUUGCACGCCAGAGGCAUCCUCCACGUCCUUGCCGGACACAUACUGGAUUCUUUUUAAUUUCUCCGAUUGGAAUUCAAGAUUCCUUUCCUUCAAUUUUUAAACAGUUUUAAGAUUCUAUCAACUGUAACGAGUGGAGCAAUAUAAUCAGCAACAAUGGGUGACAUGACAAAUAGCGAUUUUUAUUCCAAGAACCAAAGAAAUGAGGCCAACCAUGCAGGAGAGUUUGGAUGCACACUGCAAGAACUGCGCUCCCUCAUGGAACUUCGAGGGACAGAAGCAGUAGUAAAAAUUAAAGAGACAUAUGGGGAAACAGAGGGGCUCUGCAGACAUCUGAAGACAUCACCAACAGAAGGAUUAGCUGGCACUGCUGCAGACCUAGAAAAAAGAAAGCUUAUUUUUGGAAAAAAUUUUAUACCUCCAAAGAAGCCAAAAACAUUCUUACAGCUAGUCUGGGAAGCCUUGCAGGAUGUGACUCUUAUAAUCUUGGAAAUUGCAGCCAUCAUAUCUUUGGGACUUUCGUUUUAUCAGCCGCCUGGAGAAGGGAAUGAAGGAUGUGGUACUGCAACAGGAGGAGCUGAAGAUGAAGGUGAGGCUGAAGCUGGCUGGAUUGAAGGUGCUGCCAUCCUACUCUCUGUUAUCUGUGUUGUGCUUGUCACUGCCUUCAAUGACUGGAGCAAGGAGAAGCAGUUUCGUGGGCUUCAAAGUCGUAUUGAGCAAGAACAGAAAUUUACUGUUGUGCGAGGUGGACAGGUUAUCCAGAUCCCAGUGGCAGAGAUAGUAGUUGGUGACAUUGCACAGGUGAAAUAUGGUGACCUUCUACCUGCUGAUGGGAUAUUUAUUCAAGGAAAUGAUCUUAAAAUCGAUGAGAGCUCUUUAACUGGAGAGUCAGACCAAGUCCGCAAGUCUGUUGACAAAGACCCAAUGCUCCUGUCAGGUACUCACGUCAUGGAAGGCUCUGGACGGAUGCUGGUAACUGCUGUGGGUGUGAAUUCUCAGACAGGCAUCAUCUUCACCCUGCUAGGGGCUGGAGGAGAAGAAGAAGAAAAGAAAGAUAAGAAAGAUUCUUCCCAUCCCUCCUCCCACCCUCCUUCAGCUACAGAUGGUGCAGCAGGUGCAAAUGCCACUGGUAAUGCAAAUGCCAGCUUAGUCAAUGGCAAAAUGCAGGAUGGGAAUAUGGAGAACAGCCAGAACAAAGCCAAGCAGCAGGAUGGGGCUGCUGCCAUGGAGAUGCAGCCGCUGAAGAGUGCAGAAGGGGGAGAGGGAGAUGACAAAGACAAGAAGAAAUCCAACAUGCACAAGAAGGAAAAAUCUGUUCUUCAGGGAAAGCUGACCAAGCUGGCAGUCCAGAUAGGCAAAGCAGGUUUGGUGAUGUCUGCCAUCACUGUAAUAAUCUUGGUACUAUAUUUUGCCAUUGACACGUUUGUGGUCAACAAGAAGCAGUGGUUGCCUGAGUGCACUCCUGUCUAUGUUCAGUAUUUUGUUAAAUUCUUCAUUAUUGGGGUUACUGUACUUGUGGUUGCCGUUCCUGAGGGACUUCCACUUGCUGUCACUAUUUCUCUGGCUUACUCUGUAAAGAAAAUGAUGAAGGAUAACAACCUGGUCCGCCACUUAGAUGCUUGUGAAACUAUGGGUAAUGCUACAGCCAUCUGCUCCGACAAAACAGGGACACUGACGACCAACCGGAUGACAGUGGUCCAAGCCUACGUUGGGGAUGUCCACUACAAAGAGAUCCCUGACCCAGACUCCAUACCCGCCAAAACCCUCGAACUGCUGGUUAACGCAAUUGCUAUCAACAGUGCUUACACUACAAAGAUCCUGCCACCAGAGAAAGAGGGUGGCCUGCCUCGCCAGGUCGGCAAUAAGACGGAGUGUGGGCUCUUGGGAUUUGUCCUGGAUUUAAAGCAGGAUUAUGAGCCUGUUCGAAACCUCAUCCCCGAGGAGAAGCUCUAUAAAGUUUACACCUUCAACUCUGUGAGAAAGUCAAUGAGUACUGUCAUUAAAAUGCCAGAUGGCAGUUUCCGAAUGUACAGCAAAGGAGCCUCUGAAAUCGUGCUGAAGAAAUGUUCCAGGAUCCUCAAUGCAGCUGGUGAACCUCGGAUCUUCAGACCCCGUGACCGAGAUGAAAUGGUGAAGAAAGUGAUAGAACCCAUGGCCUGCGAUGGGCUGAGAACCAUCUGUGUUGCCUUCCGAGACUUCAGCAGCAGCCCAGAGCCUGACUGGGACAAUGAAAAUGACAUAUUGUCUGACCUGACCUGCAUUUGUGUUGUUGGCAUUGAAGACCCAGUAAGGCCAGAGGUCCCAGAAGCCAUAAGAAAGUGCCAGCGAGCUGGAAUUACAGUCCGCAUGGUCACUGGAGACAACAUCAACACAGCACGUGCCAUUGCCAUAAAAUGUGGAAUCAUUCAUCCAGGAGAAGACUUUCUCUGCCUUGAAGGGAAAGAGUUCAACAGAAGGAUCCGAAAUGAGAAAGGAGAGAUUGAGCAAGAAAGGAUCGACAAAAUCUGGCCAAAGCUUCGGGUGCUUGCUCGCUCAUCUCCCACUGACAAACACACUUUGGUCAAAGGUAUUAUUGACAGCACCCAGGUGGAGCAGAGGCAGGUUGUAGCUGUGACUGGUGAUGGAACCAACGAUGGACCAGCACUUAAAAAAGCUGAUGUUGGCUUUGCAAUGGGUAUUGCUGGAACAGAUGUGGCAAAGGAAGCCUCAGACAUCAUCCUGACAGAUGACAACUUCAGUAGCAUUGUGAAGGCUGUAAUGUGGGGACGCAAUGUCUAUGACAGUAUCUCCAAGUUCCUGCAGUUCCAGCUCACUGUUAACAUUGUGGCUGUCAUUGUGGCUUUCACUGGAGCAUGCAUUACCCAGGACUCUCCUCUGAAAGCCGUGCAGAUGCUGUGGGUCAAUCUCAUUAUGGACACCUUUGCCUCCCUUGCUUUGGCCACUGAACCUCCCACUGAGGCUCUGUUGCUGAGAAAGCCAUAUGGCAGGAACAAGCCUCUUAUAUCCCGUACCAUGAUGAAGAACAUCCUGGGCCACGCUGUGUAUCAGCUCACUCUCAUAUUUACACUUCUUUUUGUCGGUGAGAAAAUGUUCAAGAUUGACAGUGGGAGGAAUGCACCCCUUCACUCUCCUCCUUCAGAGCACUACACCAUUAUCUUCAAUACCUUCGUCAUGAUGCAGCUUUUCAAUGAAAUCAACGCACGGAAAAUCCAUGGUGAAAGGAACGUCUUUGAUGGCAUCUUCAGAAAUCCUAUUUUUUGCACUAUUGUAUUGGGUACAUUUGCUAUUCAGAUAGUAAUUGUCCAGUUUGGAGGAAAACCAUUUAGCUGUUCCCCCCUGCAGCUUGACCAGUGGAUGUGGUGUGUAUUUAUUGGACUAGGAGAACUUGUAUGGGGUCAGGUCAUUGCAACCAUCCCAACAAGUAGGCUAAAGUUUUUAAAGGAGGCAGGGAGGCUCACUGAGAAGGAGGAAGCCCCCGAGGAAGAACUCAAUGAAGAUGUUGAAGAAAUUGAUCAUGCAGAGAGAGAACUUCGACGUGGACAAAUUCUGUGGUUCAGAGGGCUCAACAGAAUCCAAACCCAGAUCGAAGUAGUCAAUACUUUCAAGAGUGGCACUUCCUUUCAGGGGGCUCUAAGGAGACAGUCCUCCGUCACAAGCCAGACCCAGGAUAUCCGCGUCGUGAAGGCAUUCCGUAGCUCUCUCUAUGAAGGUUUAGAAAAACCAGAAUCUAGAACCUCUAUUCACAACUUUAUGACUCAUCCUGAAUUUAGGAUAGAAGAUUCCCAGCCCCACAUCCCACUCAUUGAUGACACAGACCUAGAAGAAGACUCUGCUCUCAAGAAAAACUCGAGUCCACCGUCUUCGCUGAACAAGAACAACAGUGCUAUCGACAGUGGAAUAAAUCUUACAACUGAUACAAGUAAAUCAGCUACCUCUUCUAGUCCAGGAAGCCCAAUACAUAGCCUGGAGACAUCACUUUAGCUGAAAAGGUCACUGCAAAAAAAAAAAAAAAAAAAAAAAAGAGGAAAAGAAAAGAAAAAAAAGAAGUAAAAUAAAAUAACAACCCCCACAGCAACCGAAAUAUAUAAAUAUAUAUAUUAAAAACAAUGCUGGCUGAAAAGCUGUUUGAACUCUAGUUCACUCUGAGGCAAGUGAAUGAAUUGUUGAUCACAAUGGUUUUGGGGAAAGAAUGAAUGGCUGAUUUACAUAGCCCCCCCCCACCCCCCCUUGUUCCCUGUCAGACAAACAAAACCACCCCUCCUGCAUGAACGUACUGUACACUUCUGGCCCUUCUUUCUCUCCUUUGGUUUCUUUUUCUUCCCUUUUGUUUUUUCCUCCUUAAGCAGGAACUGCAGAGGACUUCUUUCUGAGGCUAUUUAUCCAAUUCACUGGUCUGUGAGUUUUUUGAAAUGCUUGUGUGGCAUGGACUCAAUUGUAUAGAUUAAUUUAAAUAACUUUUUUGAAGUUGCAAAGCUUAACUUGCACAGUAGAUUUGCACCAGUUGGACAGAGGAACGUAAACAUUUAUGAGACUAUAUAUAGAGAUAUAUACAUAUAAGUAUAUACAUAAUUAAUUAUAUAUAUGUAUAUAUCUAUCUAUAUAUAAAUAGUUAUAUAUAUAAAGUUUCUUUGUUGGCAUGUUGCCUUGUUUCUGCUCAAAUUGCUCUGACUAUUUUAACUUAUUUAUGUCCUAAAAAAAAGAAUGUAAUUUGUUUACAAACCUGUAGAUAAUAUCCUUAACUAUUUGUAGGAUUAAGAAAGCACUUCCUGCCGAAGUAGUAUAAAACUGGCUCAGCUCAGCUCAUUGAAAAUGUCUGUAAUAUCGCACCCUGGAUAUUUUAUUACAACCGUGCUCUGAUUUCUGCCUGAUUUUUUUUUUUCUUGGGUGUUAAAUAAUGUAGAUACUGCUAGUAGAUAACAAAAGAAGCCAAAAUAUAACACAUUGGAUGUAGCAUUGUGAUCCUGUAUACAGGGAGGUAAACCAGGAUUCCUUUGUUUCAAAUAAAAAUCAAAAUUAUCAGGUUGUCUCUUCCCCCCAGUAAUAUGCUUGACUUUGUUUUGGUGCAACAUACACUAAAGGAGGCUGUUUCAUUCUUUUAACAUAUGGCAAUGGCUUCCAAAACUAUUUUUAGAGAGAUAUUAUAUGAGUUUAUAAAUAUAAUAAGUUAUAUUUGGGUUGUCUAUAUGGAGAUAAAAACUAAUGUUAAAAUAUUGUGAUAUAUUGUGUUAAUCCCUUUCAGUUAGUACUUUAGGCAUUGAUUUCCUUACUACUUGCAAAGUAUGGGCUGUUGGCAUUUUGGAUGAGAAUCACUGUAGGUUGUUGCUUUGAUUUUGUUUAAAGGAACAAUAUAAUUUCUGCACUAUUAGGCCUGAAUGAAACUUUAUUAAUUGUAUAUUGAGUUGUGCUUUGUCUGAUUUUUUGUUUUUUUAACUGAGCUUGUCUUCCUGUAGUCUCAAGGUAUCACUGUAACACAGUCCUGUGUUAUUGUACCUUGAGCUUUCUACGAAGAAAGCUGUUUAGAAAACCUGCAGUAUGGAGGGUAAAAAAGGAUUUCUCAAGAUGGUAACAGCCCUGAUAACAUAAAACUUACGAGCUUCUAUAAUUGCUUUGUCAACCACUUGAAUGCUAAGCACUUUGUGGAUCACAGAUUUUUCAUAAGUAAUUUUUGUAUUUAAUAUAAAGUUUGCUUGGAGACUUUUCAGCAUAUGAUCUUUUUCCGUAACUGUACAGUGCAAAAGACAUUUUGAAUUACACAAUUGAUUAUGCCAGAUGUGUUGAAAAACACUCUCAAACUAGCUUGAUAAAUUGAUUUGUUAAGGUCUUACUGGUUGUCUUAGAGUUGGCUCGUAAAGUGGUGCAUCUCUGCAGUCACAAGCACUAAACCAAGACAGAACUCUCCAAAACAAGAUUAGACUCAUGGCCAAACUGCAGACUGAAGUGACUAAAACGUUUUCAGGGUGCAUCAAGACUAUUCAGCCAGGUAACGCUCUAAUCAGCUUGACUUGCCAGCUUCCGGACUCUUGUGUAGAAGCUUGAAUGUUUUUUGGCUCAAAGUCUUAGUUCGCUAUCUGAUCCAAACCUUUCACUCAACAGCAGAACAGGUCUUUGGAGGCAUAUACAACUCUCUCUUCAACACAUAGUGUGACCCGUUUCUUAACAAUAAAAAGCUAGCAUGGAAACAUAAUUAUUUAGCUAACUCCUAGCAACAAAGUGAUUGAAACUCAGUCAGGAUUGUUCGCUUUGUAAAUAUGGUGAUUAACCUUUGUAUAACAUGUAUUGGGUUUCUAUGGCCUAUUUGGGAUAUCAUAUUCAGAAGAAAAAAAAAAAGUGUUAUCUAUUUACAGGGAAGCCUCUAGCUUUGGACUUGAACAUCUACAGAAGCUACUAAUACUGGAACAAUUUACUUUCAGCAUCUUCACACUGACUGUUUGCCUUUUUAUUUCCAAACACUCUUUAUGUUUUCUCUUGGUUUCAUUUGUCUUUUAAUUCUCCUGUAGGAGUACCCCUCCCUAAGGUACCAUUUGCAGACUUGAAAACUGUUAAGACAAUGAACACUGCAUUCUGUGUAUAUAUAGUAAAACAUAUAUAAACUGAGAUGCAUAGAAAACUUGGGCUUUUGUGAGCAGAGACUGUGCUUUAUGUAUAUGAUAAAUGAUAGAUUUUUUUUUUUUAAAGCAGAAUAGCUAUGACCUUUCAACUACAAGUCGUGCAUCACAAUUCCUUUCUUUUAUUGCUUGACCUCUCUGUGAUGGGAACAAUGGAUCAAAAACCAAAAUGAUCAGUUUGUUAAAAUUCCCUGCAAUAUAUAAAUGCUCGCUCUCUACGUACUGUAUUUAGCAGCAUGAGAUUUGUGGACAACAAUACAGUGGUACAUUGGCAAUCCAUCCCACUAGGGGUUAUUAAUAUAUGUUCAUUCAUCUGUUUUUAUGAAUUUUUUUAUCUAGACAAUAAUUGUAAAUAAAGAACUUAACUCUGUCUGUUCAUUUAAUACUAUGCAAAAGGUUAUGCUUUCUAUUGUUAUUCUUAUUCCUACAGUGUGAUGCUGGAAUGUUUGUGGUUUCAAAAAACAAAAAACCAAAAAAAAAAAGACAAAAGUAAGUAAAAUAUGUGAUGUAAAUUAUUUUAUAGUUUGAAACAAAAUGAUGAAGUUUUACUCUUGCUGCUUUCUGUCUAAUAGAUCUCUCUUGGCAGGAGCACAAGUGGAAAAUUUAAAGAAAUAAAUUCACAAAGCAGCAUGAACAAUAA
This is a messenger RNA of Pezoporus occidentalis (night parrot), 7694 nucleotides long. RefSeq names its product ATPase plasma membrane Ca2+ transporting 2 (gene ATP2B2). Gene Ontology annotation, biological process: calcium ion transmembrane transport; regulation of cytosolic calcium ion concentration. Gene Ontology annotation, cellular component: plasma membrane; intracellular membrane-bounded organelle; postsynaptic density membrane. The transcript is spliced from 23 exons. The record is from RefSeq and is a predicted model, not a curated record. Gene Ontology annotation, molecular function: P-type calcium transporter activity; PDZ domain binding; ATP binding. The coding region runs from base 606 to 4430 and encodes 1274 amino acids. Lineage: Eukaryota; Metazoa; Chordata; Aves; Psittaciformes; Psittacidae.